Alternaria atra is the source of this 474-nucleotide messenger RNA. RefSeq lists its product as uncharacterized. The record is from RefSeq and is a predicted model, not a curated record. The transcript has a single exon. The coding region runs from base 1 to 474 and encodes 157 amino acids. Lineage: Eukaryota; Fungi; Ascomycota; Dothideomycetes; Pleosporales; Pleosporaceae.
AUGGACAGAAUCUUUUCAGAAGCAACCAGCGUGGUUGCUGAGCAUGCUAGCAUCACUGGCCAGCCACGGCUUGUGCGACUUCAUGACGACAAUUGCUCGUCGUCAACACCAGUGCGCAGCCGCUUUCCCAUUCCGAACGAGCUCCUCGAUAUUGUUCUAGAACACGUAAUCCGCAACAACACGUCAAGCUACCGCGAUAUCCUCACCUUCCUAUUGACUUGUCGAGCCUGCAACACACCGGAGUUUCAAAAGUACAUCUAUCGCACUGUGUGCUUUGCUCCCAACCCAAAGAGCAUCGCUGUACUGAAAGCCAUCUAUCCAGUCCGAGCAAAUCUCGUGAAGGCUUUGGUGUACAGAGAUGCAGCGCCUCAAGUACUAGAAGUUGCGGAGCGGAAGUUUGCGGGCCUAAGCUAUCACGACCCCGAGUUUUAUCGCCCAUGCGCACACGAUCGAGAGACGAAUCCGUGUCUUUAG